This is a messenger RNA of Globicephala melas (long-finned pilot whale), 12884 nucleotides long. It is a transcript of the gene PCDH10, whose product is annotated as protocadherin 10. Gene Ontology annotation, cellular component: plasma membrane. The record is from RefSeq and is a predicted model, not a curated record. Lineage: Eukaryota; Metazoa; Chordata; Mammalia; Artiodactyla; Delphinidae. Gene Ontology annotation, biological process: homophilic cell-cell adhesion. Gene Ontology annotation, molecular function: calcium ion binding.
UGCCAGCCGAGAUUGCAGGCUCUGGGGCUGAGGCAGGAGGAGGGAAGGACUGGAAAGAAGAGAGAUAGGUUAGAGGGAAGAGGCUUGGGAAGGAAACAGCAAGAAAGAAACUGGUCUUCACACUUCCAGAGAGGCAAACGACGGUGGAGAUGAGGACAGAGAGUAAGACUAUGAAAGCCAAAAACUACAAAUAGAGCGAAAGAGGAAAAAAUGCCAAGAAGCACAUCCAUCCGGAGAAAUGAAGAGAAUCAAAGUUUUAUGCUGCAGGACCGUUCUAUGCUUUUUCGGCACAAAAUUCUCUCGCCGUUUUUAAGCUCUUCUGCAUUUGCCAGCCGUUGACGUUAAGAGGCAUGUUCAGCGGUGCCAACAGCAUCUCCUCUUCCUCUUCCUCUUCCACCUCAUUCUUCUCCUCCCAUCAGCAAGAAGACAAACCGAGGACAGUCUUGAAAUAUCAAAAUUUCCUCCUUGGGCUUUGCCAGCACCGCGUUGCGCCAAGACUGUCGGAAUAAAGGACGCUGACUAUUGUUAUUAUUUUAUUAAUUGGUCAGUGGGAAGAUUACAGAUGAGGAAAGGGGACGCCUGUCACCCUUCCUGCGCUAAGAUUGAAAAAUUAGGCUGAACUGGGGGAAACCCUAAAAUGAGGCAAAAGGAAUUAGAUUUUUAAGGACAGAAAGCCACAAGACAGCCCCCCCACCCCCCACACACACAGAGCGCACUUUUAUUUGAGAUUUUUUUUUUUUUUCGUGGUGGCUGGGGAGGCGAUUGGGUGGCUGGCUGGCUGCGGGAAGCUGCUUCCUUUCCCUUUGGAGAUGAUUGUGCUAUUAUUCUUCGCCUUGCUCUGGAUGGUGGAAGGAGUCUUUUCCCAGCUUCACUACACGGUCCAGGAGGAGCAGGAACAUGGCACUUUCGUGGGGAAUAUCGCUGAAGAUCUGGGCUUGGACAUUACAAAACUUUCGGCUCGCGGGUUUCAAACGGCGCCCAACUCUCGGACCCCUUACUUGGACCUCAACCUGGAGACCGGGGUGCUGUACGUGAACGAGAAGAUUGACCGCGAGCAAAUCUGCAAGCAGAGCCCCUCCUGCGUCCUGCACCUGGAGGUCUUCCUGGAAAACCCCCUGGAGCUGUUCCGGGUGGAGAUCGAGGUGUUGGACAUCAAUGACAACCCCCCCUCCUUCCCGGAGCCGGACCUGACCGUGGAGAUCUCUGAGAGCGCCACGCCGGGCACCCGCUUCCCCUUGGAGAGCGCAUUCGACCCAGACGUGGGCACCAAUUCCUUGCGCGACUACGAGAUCACACCCAACAGCUACUUCUCCCUGGACGUGCAGACCCAGGGGGAUGGCAACCGAUUCGCCGAGCUGGUGCUGGAGAAGCCGCUGGACCGAGAGCAGCAAGCGGUGCACCGCUACGUGCUGACCGCGGUGGACGGGGGAGGAGGGGCCGGAGGAGGCGGAGCGGGAGGGGGCCUGCUCCCCCAACAGCAGCGCACCGGCACGGCCCUACUCACCAUCCGAGUGCUGGACUCCAACGACAAUGUGCCCGCCUUCGACCAACCCGUCUACACUGUGUCCCUCCCAGAGAACUCGCCGCCGGGCACGCUCGUGAUCCAGCUUAACGCCACGGACCCAGAUGAGGGCCAGAAUGGCGAGGUCGUGUAUUCCUUCAGCAGCCACAUUUCGCCCCGGGCGCGGGAGCUCUUCGGACUCUCUCCUCGCACUGGCCGACUGGAGGUGAGCGGCGAGCUGGACUACGAAGAGAGCCCGGUGUACCAAGUGUACGUACAAGCCAAGGACCUGGGCCCCAACGCCGUGCCCGCGCACUGCAAGGUGAUCGUGAGAGUGCUGGAUGCCAACGACAACGCGCCGGAGAUCAGCUUCAGCACCGUGAAGGAGGCGGUGAGCGAGGGCGCGGCGCCCGGCACGGUGGUGGCCUUGUUCAGCGUGACCGACCGCGACUCAGAGGAGAAUGGGCAGGUGCAGUGCGAGCUGCUGGGGGAUGUGCCGUUCCGCCUCAAGUCUUCCUUCAAAAACUACUAUACCAUCGUGACCGAGGCCCCUCUGGACCGAGAGGCGGGGGACUCCUACACCCUGACCGUGGUGGCUCGGGACCAGGGCGAGCCUGCGCUCUCCACCAGCAAGUCGAUCCAGGUGCAGGUGUCCGAUGUGAACGACAACGCACCGCGAUUCAGCCAGCCGGUCUACGACGUGUAUGUGACCGAAAACAAUGUGCCGGGCGCCUACAUCUACGCGGUGAGCGCCACAGACCGUGACGAGGGCGCCAACGCCCAGCUAGCCUACUCUAUCCUCGAGUGCCAGAUCCAGGGCAUGAGCGUCUUCACUUACGUAUCCAUCAACUCCGAGAACGGCUACUUGUACGCCCUGCGCUCCUUCGACCACGAGCAGCUCAAGGACUUCAGCUUCCAGGUGGAAGCCCGGGACGCCGGCAGCCCCCAGGCGCUGGCUGGCAACGCCACUGUCAACAUCCUCAUCGUGGAUCAGAACGACAACGCCCCUGCCAUAGUGGCGCCCCUUCCGGGGCGCAACGGGACUCCGGCGCGCGAGGUGCUGCCCCGCUCGGCGGAGCCCGGUUACCUGCUGACCCGCGUAGCCGCGGUGGACGCGGACGACGGCGAGAACGCCCGGCUCACCUACAGCAUUGUGCGGGGUAACGAAAUGAACCUAUUCCGCAUGGAUUGGCGCACCGGGGAGCUCCGCACGGCGCGCCGGGUGCCGGCCAAGCGCGACCCCCAGCGGCCUUACGAGCUGGUGAUCGAGGUGCGCGACCACGGGCAACCUCCCCUGUCCUCCACCGCCACCCUGGUGGUGCAGCUGGUGGAUGGCGCUGUCGAGCCCCAGGGCGGGGGCGGGGGCGGGGGCGGGGGGUCAGGGGAGCACCAACGCCCCAGCCGCUCCGGCGGCGGGGAGACCUCGCUGGACCUCACCCUCAUCCUCAUCAUCGCGCUGGGCUCGGUGUCCUUCAUCUUCCUGCUGGCCAUGAUCGUGCUUGCCGUGCGUUGCCAAAAAGAGAAGAAGCUCAACAUCUACACGUGUCUGGCCAGCGACUGCUGCCUCUGCUGCUGCUGCUGCAGCGGUGGCGGCUCGACCUGCUGCGGCCGCCAAGCCCGGGCGCGCAAGAAGAAACUCAGCAAGUCGGACAUCAUGCUGGUGCAAAGCUCCAACGUACCCAGUAACCCGGCCCAAGUGCCGGUGGAGGAGUCCGGGGGCUUUGGCUCCCAUCACCACAACCAGAAUUACUGCUACCAGGUCUGCCUGACCCCCGAGUCCGCCAAGACCGACCUGAUGUUCCUUAAACCCUGCAGCCCUUCGCGGAGUACGGACACUGAGCACAACCCUUGCGGGGCCAUAGUCACCGGCUACACAGACCAGCAGCCCGACAUCAUCUCCAACGGAAGCAUUUUGUCCAACGAGACUAAACACCAGCGAGCAGAGCUCAGCUAUCUAGUUGACAGACCUCGCCGAGUUAACAGUUCUGCAUUCCAGGAAGCCGACAUAGUAAGCUCUAAGGACAGUGGCCAUGGAGACAGCGAACAGGGAGAUAGUGAUCACGAUGCCACCAACCGCGGCCAGUCAGCUGGUAUGGAUCUCUUCUCCAACUGCACCGAGGAAUGUAAAGCCCUGGGCCACUCAGAUCGGUGCUGGAUGCCUUCAUUUGUCCCUUCUGAUGGACGCCAGGCUGCUGAUUAUCGUAGCAAUCUGCAUGUUCCUGGCAUGGACUCUGUUCCAGACACUGAGGUGUUUGAAACUCCAGAAGCCCAGCCUGGGGCGGAGAGGUCCUUCUCCACCUUCGGCAAAGAGAAGGCCCUUCACAGCACCCUGGAGAGGAAAGAGCUGGAUGGACUGCUGUCUAAUACACGAGCGCCUUACAAACCACCAUAUUUGACACGGAAAAGGAUAUGCUAGUCAAUUCUACAGGACUUACCUGAAGCAGCAUGAUUUGCACAAAGUCGACCAACAAAAGCAUCAACUUUUCAACUUCAUUAUCUUGGCCAUCCAGUUAGUUGUGUGUAACUGAGUAUUAGAUUGCCAGCGGAGUCAUUACGGCCAAUUAUAGGACCUAAUUGCUCUCAGCAGGCCUGAGAAAUGAGUUGAAAUGUGCAGAACUGUAGAAACUUUAGGCAACUGAUUUUGCCUCUCCGAUCAGUGUGUGCCUGUUUACAGCACUAUAUAUCUUUCUCUCUCCAAAUGUCACUGAGCCCUUUAGAUGUUUAUAUUCACCACGAGAAGCCAGUUAUAAAGAUAAAGGAAAUUUGUGCAUUAUAAAUGCAAUAUCACUGUUUUAAACUUGACUGUUUUAUAUUAUUUUUGUGUGAUCAAGUGUUCCCCAAACUAUUCCAACUUUACAAGAGAGAUUGUGAUUAUGUUCUUUUCACCUGUGGGUUAUAAAAAAUGUUGUAUUCUGAAGACCCACAAAAUAUCAAAGACAUUCUGUAGUUUAUACACCGUGUUGCAAAGUGUUUACUGUACUAUUUCAAAGCUUCUAAAUAAAUAUAAAAUAUAUAUAUUAUAUUAUAUAAUUUUCCUAAAAUGUGGUACAACUUAGUUGGUUUUUAAAUGGAUUCAUACAGUCUACAUCAUAUAAUAAAGUAAAAGGUAAUUCAGGGUCCCAAAGAUAAACUUACUAAGAAAAAAAUAAUCAUUAAUCGUUCCUUCCAGUUUUUGUAUCUUAUUCAACCCUGUUUUUCCUUGUUUAAAAGAAAAUGAAGCUCUAAGCUGCAAAAUUUUGUCAAGAACUCGUACUGAUUUUCAAUGCCAAAGAUAUAGCUGUCGAUGUUAUCAGAGGAGCACUGAACAUGUACUAUCAAAAUAUCUAACAAUCUACAUUAUUUCGAUUCUAUUUCUAUGGCUUUGAAUUUAGAAUCAUUUAAAGAUUUUAUAAAGAAUCUAUAAAUUCACCUGUAUCUGUUGUUAGGAAAAAAAAAAAACACUGGGUGUGUCUGUACAUUCUGUGGUGUAAAAUAUGUAAUUGAAAAUUAUUAUUUUAAAUGAAGUUCUUCAAUCAUAUAAUUCACACAAAGUUUUAUUUUACAUAGUUUUACAUAGUUUUGUGACUUCUAAUAACACAUGCAUAUAAAAUCUAUAACUCUAUAUGAAUAUAUAGAGGUACAUAAAUAUCUGAACUAGUAAAGAAUAACCAUAAGAUAUAAAGGAUCUCUAAAUUUAAAACAAAUUACAUAAAUUUGGAGACAGAAACAUGGUACAUUACUCUUUUAGUGUUAUAUGUGAAAAUUUUAUAGCUUAAAUGUAGUCAGUGUUUUAUUAAUGAGAAAAUUCUUCAUGAGUGGGCCUUGAAAAGUGAAGUUUGCUUUUUAUGUUUAUGUCAACAAGGUUAAUUAUUAAAUUCAGUAAGAUGCAUUUUCCUUUCUUUUACAUAUUUUCCUUUUAUUAUACUGUUUCUUGCUUGUUGAAGUACAAUUAAGAAAGAGAAGAAUCAGAGGAUGUGAUAAUCUUCUAAGCAAAAACCAGAUCUGUCACAGUUCCCCUCUAAAAACUCCCUCAACAUUAUGUCUAAAUGUUUGCCAAACCCAAAUUGCAGACUGAUUUUGAAAUAUUUCCCUUAAUUUUAACAGAUCUUAUGUUCGAUGAUAGUUUGAAUCAUGCUAUGUUAUUAAAGAACAGACUAAACUUAGCACGUAACAAAUGUUUUCCACCUAAUUUUAUGUCAUCUAAAUGGGAAUACUUUCCUAGAUUUGACAUUAAAAUGCAUACAUAUAUUCCUAGGUCCUUGAUGUGUAUAUUUGAGUGAUAUCUUGGUAUCACUCAUUUUUCUUAUCAGAUUAGACAUUAAUAUGUCAUAAUCCCAAUUUAUAUAUCAAAGUAAUGUGUGUGAUGUUCCAGCCUUUUGGGGACCCUUUAAAAAUAAAUGAAGCUAAUUUGUCACAUACGACACAUAAAGCACACACACUCACUAGAUCCAGCAGUAAGCUUUUCUUAAAAUUUUGGCAUUACUACAUUAAUAUUUUGAAUGAUAGACUAUUUUAGUAAGGAAACAUUUUUAUAUAAUUUAACUAGAAAAAAGUCUGUUGGUUGUAACUGCUUUUUAAACAAGAAAAUUAUUUUCUUGUUGAAUCACUCUGCUUUAAUUAAAACUUUUCACUCACCAUUUUACAGUUAUGGGGGAAACUCAUAUCCAUCUGCCUUAUUACACGCACUGAAAAUAAGGUUAUACUCACUUCCUAUGUAACAGCUAUAUUAAUUCAUUUGACUUAAAGAAAUUUUAUUUAAUUAUUUAAUCCUUUAUAUCGUUGUGUAUAAUUUCCCUUGAACCAACUUCUCAUACCAUAUAUUUGUCUAUUUGUUUUUUUAAUAUAUUAUAGUAACCUGUUAUACUAAUUUGCAUUUUAGUUCUUAAAUUUUAUCAUCAAUCUACAAAAACAAAAAAACACAAAAUUUUUACCUAAUCUGUGGGAUAACUAGAAUUAUUUAAACAAAAAAUAGUAAAAGAUUAGCUAUUAAUGUAUCUAUUGCAUCCAGAAUAAGUCAGAAGUUACAACAGAGUAAAGAUAUGAUUUUAUUAAACAUUUAUCAAAAUGUUUUCUCCCAGUGAGGGGAACCUUGAGAUGCAAGGAUGCAACCAAUCAAUAAUGAAGUUUUUCAAACAAACAUUUAUGAGAUUUGUAUGAAAAGGAAUUUUAGAAUAAGUUUUGUAAUUAAUCUAGUCAUCCUAAUAUCCAAUCUUCCAUAAUUGUACACAUAUCAAAGGAAAAUAAUACCCAAAUUAUUAGACAGUAUUUCAUCAAUUAAUUAUUUCAGAAAAUAAUCAUGACAUUUACUUCUUGUUAACAUGGCUAGUUUUAGAGUAGUAAAAGUCAAUAUUUUUCUGUGGAAACAGUGUCUUGAUGUUUCAGAGGUAUGUCAAAUGACAAUUUUUAGAAAUAUUCCAUCUGUAUGUAAAAUUCUAAUUUUUAACUUGUGAACAUAAGUUUGUGACAUCAUUUUAAAUCAAAUAUUUAAAUAUCACAUCAGAAUUACUUUACAGAUAUAAUGAUGUCUGCAUAAUUAUAAGUAUCAUCUUUCUUGGUAAAUACUAAGGAAAUAUGCAUAUUUUAUUUUAUGAAGAUAUUAAAUGCAAUGCCUUUAUCAAACAUUGCAAAUUAAGUGCUAUGGUAGAAGAUUUAAAGAUUUUAAUUACUUUUUCUCCUGUUUCAUUUCUUAAUAGUGCUAUAAUUUGCUGUUGGGUCGUUUGUAAUGUAGAAACCCUCCUGCAUCUCCUGUAAGAGGUGGAAAGAAAAUUCUCACAAUUUUUGACAUAAAUUUUAAUAACUGUGCAUUAAUUGUACCAUUUUACCUUCCAAAAGUUAUUUACUGGCAUAAAGUUCAUCUUUAAUAUAGUUAUUCAGUCAGAAUGUUGCAAGUGUUAAGUAGGAUAAAGAAAAUUACUCAAGUUACUGACUGAUAAUAGCACUGUUAUUUGUCAUUGCAUGUGGUUUUUUUCUCCCCUUUAUAUUUCUGUGUGUGUGUUUAAUACCCAAGGAGUUCAAAAAUACUGAAAACAUUGAUAUACUUGAUAAUUUUUCUGAAAAUCUUAUAUUUUUCAUAUUGCAAUUUCUUGGGUUAUUUAUCUUUUUCAACUCUAAUUUUGUAGUGGUAAAGGCUUUGCACUUAACAUCCUUUUUAUGUUCCUUUUUAACAAGGAAAAACAGAAAAUGACAAAAUUCCAUAUUUUUUAUGCCAUGGAGUAGUAAAAUUAUUUUAUAUAUUGUUAGCAUUUCAAGAAAUAUCCCUCUGCUAGGUCAAACAAAAAUCCUUAGACAGUAAUUUGUGAAACUACUGUUCGGUAGAGUAUUUUUGUUUUCUUCUAAAACUUGGCAUAGGUUUUAGAUUAUAGCAUUCUUUGAGAAUGCUGGUAGAUGGGUGCCGCCAGAGUAUUGCAGGCAAUAAUAUGACUAAAAUUCUAAUACCUUUAGUGUGCAUGCAUGUAUUUCUAACCACUGUUAUUUUUUAAGUAUUUGUAAAAUUAGAAAAAUGGCUUUUAUUUCUUGAAAACUUGUCACAUGCUCAGUUUGAAGUUUUACACUCCAGAUGUUUUUGAGUUGCAUGAAAAUAAUGCAUUAAUGAUGCAAAAAUAUUGAAUUUUCACAUGAGACUCAAAAAUUUCUGAAUGAGAGAACUCAGACUUCCAAUACAUCCAUACAUCCUUGAGCUGAAAGUAAGCAGGGAAUUUCAGCUCUAAACACAUUUUUGAGACAGUUAUCUGUGAGUGAAAACAGGGUAUUAUAACAAAAGAUGAGUUUAAAUCUUAACUAUAGUGUUUGUUACUGUGAAUGCUAUAAUGAUACCUAAGUAAAAUGAGUGUAAAUGUAAUAUAUUAUUUUAUACUGCUGUAUACAUAUGAAAUAAAUAAAACUAGGAUACAUAUUAUGCCAUUUUUCCAUGCAUGGAUCUUCCACUUACGCCUGUGGGAGCUUUGGAUAAAAAUCAGUGGCAAAAUAUGGCUCUAAGUUUAAAAACAACUAAUGCUGAUUUAGUAAUUUUAGUCUUAAUAUAUCAGGUCUAAGGGGACAUCUGUUCAAAACUGUUUCAUUUGAAGCAACAUAUGCUAGGUUUAAAGGAUUUCACUAUAUUUAUAGCUUUGAAAGUAGGCAUUUAGUUCCAUAUGAUUCUCAUGAUACCCACAAUGAAUAUUUUAUAUAUAUAUAUAUAUAUAUAUUUCCACCUGAUGUUAUAUUUCUUUUUAAUUUUUUAAGUGGUAGUAAUACAAAGGUCCACAAAGAUUAAUACAAAGGUUUUAUAUAGGAUAUGAGUGCCUUCAAGCAAUAAAAGAAAAAACACUUUAUCUAAAAUUUAGAAACAAACUAUUUCAUAUUUAAAGUUUAUAGAAACAUAAAAAAAUCAUAUGGGUAUCAUUUCCCAAGACAAAAAUAUGAAUUAAGGAAUAGACUUUUCUGUAAUGUGAAAACAUCUGAAUGAAUCUUAUAGAAAUUUACAUUCUGAAAUAGCUAAAAUGUAAUAGAAGAAAUGUAUGCUUCUUAAUCCCACGUGUGGAUUGUAUAAAUUAUUUUCUUGAGUUCAAACCACACAUAUCUGGACAGAGGGUCAUUUUAUGAAGCAAAGAAGGAGAAGACUAGGUAUUUGAACAACUAAUAAUGCCAACGUUAUGGUGGGAAAGAACUGAAUAAAAUAUACAGGAAUGAUAGUUCUCAAUGAAAUGUUAACAGCUAUAACCACAAGUUGCUUUGGUUCCCCUAUAGACCUGUAUCUCCUACCCCUUAUUAUUAUACUUUCUGGGAAUCAUAUCAUGGACUCUUCUAUUUAACCCAGAUUAUGAAUUUUCAGAGCUAAAAUUAAAUUUAUUAUAUUACAAACAUAAAUUAAGUUUCACCAAUGAGGGGAUGUAACAUGGUAAUAUCUGCCUUCAAGAAAAUCCUAGUCUGCUUUGGGAAUGAAAGAAAUAAGAGGAGAAUAUUAAAUAAUAAAAUAAGCAAAUAAUUAAGUGAUUACAUUUGUGGUCAAAACCCAACAGUGGGUCAUGAGAGCAAUUCAAUAUUUUAAGACGACAGCAUUAAAUCAAAAAUAAGUAAAUGGAAUAGGAAAAAAUAGCAUAGAAAAGUAUCAAAACUCAUUACUCAUAGUAAAAGCCAAUAAUUCUUUGUAAAACAUUUUUCAGAUACCUGUGUGAAAUAGGUCACCAUGUGAACUGUAUUUCUUGCUGUGAACAUUGUCCUAAAUGUUAGAAAAGCAUUGCACCAUAUGAUCUCUAUUUUAAAUUUAAAAUUUUUGAAUGCUGUGAAAAGACAGGCAAGAUCUUUUUGAAAAGUCACUUCGCAUCUGAAUCUUAAUCUUUACCUUUGCAAAAUAUGGAGAAGUACACUUAGUUGUAGAAUUUUUGUGAGAAUUAUGUGAAUCGAUGCAUGUGAAAUGCAUAGCACAAUGUUAAUGCACCAUUAAGUGGCAUAUUUUAUUAUUAAUAUUGUUUUCCAUUACUUUAUUCUUGGUUACCUAAAGUAUGGAAUACGGUCUGAGAAUGGAAAUAAUUCGUUUCUCAAAAUUCCAGACUGCUUUAGAGUUGUAUUUAAGCAGUGCUAAUUUCAAAACCUCGAGAUGAAAAGAGACCUGAUUUUGAUAUCCACUCAUCAGCUCAGCCCAUGUGUGCCUCUCUAUUUAUUGGUGGUACAGAGUCCAGGAAGUCAAAAUCACAGCUGUUGAGUUCUAGUCAUCUCCCUCAACUCUUUUUUGCAAAUCUCAAGUUGCCCUCUAUCCCUACUAAAGAAAAAUAUAUAUGUAUGUUUGCACUAGGCCAUAUUUACCUGAUUUUUUGACCUGACCCCAAUGUGCUUUCUGAAUAUCAUUCUAUUUCCAUGCAAAUAAAUGUGGGUUGGAAUUAACUGCAUAUCUGACAGAAUCACAUUUUUUGCAUAUGACAUUAUAAAUAUUAUAAAAUGAAUUUGGGCAGUAUUUACUAUCUGCUCAGUGGAAAUUGCAUUUUUUUUUUAAUGGUUCUGAUUGUAGACUUCUUGAAUAUGUCCUUUCUUAGCCUGGCAGACUCUGUUCUCCAGAGCUGUGCUUUGGCUGUGCAAAAAGUUUAAACAUUUUUCUUUUUUCUCUUUAAUCAAUUGGAAGUUUUAUGUCCUUGUCAUAAAAAUGGGAUUUAAAUUUAUCAGUUAAAAUAAGGCAGUUCAUAUUCAACUAUGACUAAGUUAAUGUUUCUAAGGGAACAUUUAUAUUUUAAAGGAAAUUUAUUAAUCCACGUGAAAAUUUCUAUUGAGAAUAUUGUGUAGAUGAAGAUACUUUUUGUCUUAUUUCCUUUUAACUUAUGUACUUUUGAGAGCAGUUGAUAAUCAUUGGGCAACACCUAAAGGAAUCCACUUAGGAGUAAGGACCAUUUAAUUAACAUUGCCAUCACCUAGUCUGGAGCACAACUCCCAUUCCCUCCCCUUCCCUUAUCAGUGUGAGUGACUCUUCUCUUAAUCAUGACAAUGGGAAGAAUAUGAUUGUUGACAGGGUGAAUUGCAUAAACCUGAAAUUCUGAAUUUUAUUCUAAAAGUGUGAGACUGUCAUUCUCAGUUGUGUUUCCUAAUUAACAAUGGAGUGAGUGGCAACUUUCAAAGUUUUCUGGCAAUUCUUUCUCUCAAAAUUGAUAUCCAUGUGUGUGUAUGUGUGUGAUGGGUAGGUAUUAACCAACAACAAAAGAAACUCAUAUGGGUGAAUACACGAAGAGAAAGAAUUGUAUUAUAGGUAAACAGAUUCUGUGCCCUUCCAUUAAUUAAUGUUUAGAAUAUCAAAAUGCCUGGUUGAAAGGUAAUAAUAUUUGAUUGUCAACAAGUUGGCUUGGGCUUUUCCACACUUGGGCAAUCAGUGAUCAACUUUUUUUGACAUUUUGUGAAAACCACCCUUAUUUAUUACUGGGCUACACAGACCACAAAGAGACAGCACAGUGGUUACAAUAAAAUACACUGAGUAAGGAUGAAUUAGAGAGAGAAAGUGAGAAACGAGAGAGGGAGAAAGAAAGAGACUACGAGCAUCUUCCUUCAUUCUGUGGUUUUAAGAGACUGAGAAGCAGGUUUGAUAUCUGAAGUCCGUGUAGUCAUAUACAUAUGUAAGUUAAAACAUGGAGAAAAGUAAUAAAAAUAAAUGAUUGUUGAGUAAUUCUUGUUAAAAUAUGACAAAGAAUGAAAUAAAGUGAUGCAGUAUGCCCUAGGAAGUAGUAAAAAAGAGAAGAAAUACAUAAAUUUUAUUUCAAAAUAUAGUAAUACCAAACUCUUUCAUUGAAAUGCCUGAAGAUAUGCGUCCUUUGUUUCCAUUGUUUCUUUGACAAAGAUGUAUGGAUUCAUGUGCCCAGUGUUUGCAAAUAUUACUCAGUUCAAAGAUGUCUCAAUGAUCCUAAGAUAAUGUACUUGUAAUUAUAGGAAACAGAACAAGGGAAGAAUUGGCGACACCAUUAGCAAAUCAUGUGGAAUCAUGUGACACUGUCAUAACAUUUCAUAAAUCUAUACGACAAGGUUGUAGCACUGUGAUUAUCAUUUCAGGGUAUUGCUGCUGAGGUGGGAAGCAAGUUUUCAACUGAAAAUCAGUUACGUGGAGUGAACAAGGUGUACAUAGUAGGCAUUUUAAAAUAUUAGUCUUUAGAUAUUAGCAUUUUAGAUAUUAACACAGUUUUAGUUUAAGAUGUAACAUUUCUUUUAACACUCUUAAUAGAAGAGUCUAUGAGAUAGACAUGAGGUAUAACAAUUGAAAGACUAAAAAUAAAUGCUGCAAAUUACUAAGCAUUACCCAGUUUAGAUUUAGUAAAAUAACUCAUAAGGACAGACCGAAAGUUGUAAAUCUCUAGCUAGACAACAAAUGAGCACAAUUAACUUCAGAUUGGACUAGUAAAAAUGGAGGGGGAAGGACAGAAUUGAGAGACAUGUCAAAUACUAGAUGGAUUGAACUUCCUCUCGGAUUAGAUGGUCAGCUGUCGAUGAGGGAGAGGGAGAAGUUAUCAAUGAGAUUUUUUUUUUUGCCUCAGUGGAUCUUGCUGCCUUUAAGCAAGACAAUACAAAAGAAAAAAAAAAGGUUUGGGGAGAAGGUAAUCUUAUUUGUAGAAGAGCUUGUUAACCUUCUCCUUAUCAUUCAAGCUUUAUUAAGCUUGUUAUCCAAAUGGGACCGGAUCUGCCUUAUGUAUUAACAUUCCCAGAGAAUUCUACACUUUUAUCCUUAUGUCACAUGAAAGUCUCUCUACUGUAUUCUACUUUAUUCUUUGUGUGAUAAUUGAAUAUUAUUACUAUUUAAAUUAUACUUCUUAAUUUUUUCAUUAAUUAUGUUUAUUUGGAAAUCAUUCUAAAAAUACAUAAUAUGUAAAUUAUAAAUAUUUUUAAAGUUUUUUUUUUCUUGUGUAACUUUGGCUACUGUAUAUGCCAAAAAUGGGCUUGACCAAUUUAAAGAGGAUACAGA